UGCGAGACCAUGUCAUUGUGAGUGUAAGAGAGCUGACAGCUAUUAGGAAUGUAACCAGGAUUUAGGUCAGUAAUGUCCACGGAACGAACACGGACCGUGCUCAAACAACGUUUCAUGACAGGUUAAUGACGGCAGAAAAACAGACCAAACUGAUGGUUGAUCACCAUUCCGGUCGGUUUGUGGAAGAGAAGAAUGUCCGUCGUCUUCGUAGUCUUCAUCGUCGUGUUGACGCUGACUUGCUUCGUCGACGCUGGUGAUGUACAGGAAUACCGCACAAUUGGCGCCAUGACCAAAAGUGUACCUGUGAAGAAUCUGGAUGCGUGUAGCCAAAAGUUAGUCUUCGAGGUGAAGGCAUGCAAAGAAGCUGGAGUGAUGAUAAAGACAAAGAAGGCCAAAGAAGCUGUUUUUUACAUAAUUGACAAGAAAGGACAACCAAAUUCCGUUUUGACAACACGCUCCGCUAGGGGAGGAAUGAAAACGUCCAUGUACGCCAAGAAACUCCUCGAUUGCAAGGCGUACAAGACAUUCUGGAUAAACUGGGCGAUGUCCGGUGUCGUUUCAGCAGGAAUUGGUAAUCAUGUUGGACAGAACGAAAUACUACGGACCGCACACAACAUAAAAGAUCCAUUAGUUGCUGUUUCACUCUUUACAGGGAUGAAGAAAAAAGGAUAUUGGAAACUUUCAAAAGAUGAACCUCCAGUGUUCCUCACCCCCUGGCCUGGUGUCGUCACCCAGAUUGAUGUCCCAGAAGACGCCGCGCUUGGCAAGGUCAUCUUCUCGGUUGAAGCUAAAGACCCGGAUGACAACGUCACGUAUGACGUCGUCGGUGACAGUAAAGAUAUAUUCAGCAUGAACGGGUCAGACCUGUCUUUACUUAAAGAGCUGGAUUACGAGACCCAAAGACUUCAUGGAGUGUUGAUAAGAGCAACAGGGGGCAAACUGGACACCAACGCCUCCAUCCUGGUCAGCGUCACGAACGUUCAGGAUGAACCCCCUUUGAUUCAGCUGUCUGCAACACAAACCAUCCCAGAAGAACUCCCCUUAGGGGAAGCGAUCCCAGGGCUGUAUACCGUCACACAGAGAGACAUGGACAAAGGCAAAGGUCUUAAGUACAAUCUAGAAGGAGAGCACUCCAAGUAUUUUGCCAUCAACGAUUUGUCUGGAGAACUCACGAUGGUGAACAGGUUGGACUAUGAAAACUCCACUUCACCUCGUGUACUUGACAGUUUAACACUUCAGGUCGAGGACGAAGCGGGUCGUAAAGCACGUGCAAAUCUGUCCUUGAGACUGGUUAACCUCGACGACAAUGCUCCUCGUUUCGAUGAGGUCGUAUACAAGGUGAAACUCCAGGAGCCGCAUGAUACAGGGAAACCAUUAGCCAGGAUCCGAUGCGAGGACCGGGACCUGGAGGACAACGUCAACCUGACGGUGAUUAUGAAACCAACAGAGUUCUCCGACAAGUUGGUCAUCAGAAGGACUGACGCGGUGUUUGAGCUGGACAUUAAGGACAAGGAGAAGGGCAUCGACCAGCUUGGGGAGGGGUUUACUGUGAUGCUGGAGGCGACAGAGUCCGACACGUCCCUGUCAAACACAGCGACAGCGUUAGUGGAGAUAGAGGUGUCCGGAGCGAACGACAACACGCCACAGUGGGUGUGGCCAGCGGGAGGAAACGUCCCAGGAAUCCCCCAGCUCAAGAUCCCUGAAAGUUACCCCCCUCUCACGACGAUCACGACGUUCAACGCUACCUUGGGCGCCGGCAGCAGCCCUGGCGACAUCGUGUACAGCAUAGCGUCGGUCAUGUCAGAUAUGAGAAAGGUUGCAUACGGCAAGUUCACAAUAGAUGAGAGGCAAGGGUACUUAAAGGCGCUCACCGUCCUUGACUGUGACAAACAAACUGGAGGUGUAAAUUUCUAUAUAAUCAAUGUCAAGGCCACGAAUAGACACGCCCCGAACAAGUAUUCUGUGCGCACACUAAAACUGUUCCUCACUGACGCAGAUGACAAUGCCCCGGUGUUUUCCGAGGGAUUCUACAGAAUCAAUACUGGUUGUCCCACGAAGGACGAGGAACAGGUGCUAUUAACUUUUAACGUCACUGAUUAUGACGUCACGUCUGUUUUGACGUUUACAAUGACACCUGAUAACAGCAAUUAUACCAGACUAGACAAAGCGAGGAGGGCGUUGGUGUUCAAACGUUUGCCGAACGGCACAACUGACCUCCAGGUGACCUUUGAGGUGAUGAAGGUGACAGCCUAUGACGUCAGAAAUCCAAAUCUUAACACGUCAGCUUACGUCAUGGUCUACUACAACGACUGUUCCACAAGUUCACAAGUUCCUCCUUGUUGA
Haliotis rubra (blacklip abalone) is the source of this 2343-nucleotide messenger RNA. Its product is annotated as protocadherin Fat 1-like. The transcript has 9 exons. The coding region runs from base 193 to 2343 and encodes 716 amino acids. Gene Ontology annotation, biological process: homophilic cell-cell adhesion. Gene Ontology annotation, cellular component: membrane. Gene Ontology annotation, molecular function: calcium ion binding. NCBI's taxonomy places the organism in Eukaryota, Metazoa, Mollusca, Gastropoda, Lepetellida, Haliotidae. The record is from RefSeq and is a predicted model, not a curated record.